Messenger RNA from Gavialis gangeticus (Gharial), 1796 nucleotides. Its product is annotated as proline-rich protein 33-like. The record is from RefSeq and is a predicted model, not a curated record. NCBI's taxonomy places the organism in Eukaryota, Metazoa, Chordata, Crocodylia, Gavialidae. The transcript has 2 exons. Bases 207 to 1796 code for a protein of 529 amino acids.
AGCAGAGAAAGCUGGUAGGUCAGGAGCCGUGGGGCAGCUUUUAUUUUUGGCGUGCAUCUCAGAUCAAUUCCUUCCCCUCCUCCCUUCCAUUCGUAGGGAGGGAAGAGUCCAAACUAAGGAUGCACAGGCAGGUUUCUAAGCACACGGCGCUGGGAGCAACAAGCUGCAGCCUGUAACCAUCGCUCAGUGCUCACCAGGGGAUUAAAAUGCUGAUCACUGUAACACCACCUCAUGAACGAGCUUCACUUCACCCGCAGACUCCACCUCCACCCAUACUACCCAAGCCUGGAAAAGACAACCUUAGGCUCCAGAGACUCUUGAAGAAAGCUGCAAAGAAAGCAACCUUAGCUCCACAGCAAGCCAAGUUGUUCCAGUCUAGUCUCUCCCCGGUGAGCGAAGCCAGCCCAGACCUAGAGCACAGCGACCGCUCCUCCCUAGUAAAGACCCCAGAAACCUCAACCCACCUCACCAUCAACCUCCCUCCCCGCUUUUCGAUCAAGCCCAUCUUCCACCAUGUCCCGAUGCCUUUCCUGAAGAGCAAGCCCUUCACGUUCACGGUAACAGAGCAAAGAAGCAUCUCUGAACAUCUGAAGCUCACGGUCUCUCCGGCACCAUCCCCAGUGCACAGGCAAGGUACUCCAGAGUCAGUCAUGCCCAGCCAGCUUUCCCAUCCCCAGACACAUUCUGUAUUUGUUUUCCCUGAGCCUCCUGUCUCUGUCACACCCAUCGUCACAGAAGCUCCAGUGGAGGUUACCCAUGUCAGCAAAGUGCACACGUACUUCCAUAGCGUACAGUCACCCAGGCCUAAGACUCCUCUCUCAGACCAGGUCCCUAAGCCCCUCAGUGAUGAAAUGCAGAGGCCUUUGCCCACCCCUCCAGAGACAAGCCACUUGGGACAGACACCAGUCUCUCUCAACACUGGUGAGGCUCAAAUUGCCACUCCCAAGUCAGAGCCCUCCAUCCUUCCUUCUGUGACAGUAGAGCUCCCCUACCAACCCCCCAGGCCUGCAACUCCUAAAGAGCCCAGUGGGGACACUCCUAAAGAUGCCCAAUGCAAGAGACCUGCAACUCCCAAAAGUGAUAUGGAAAAAUCUAAAACAGAGCAGGCUUCCAAACCCCAUGAGCCGCACAGUGAGAGUCUAAAGCAACCGCCUCCCAGUGCAGCUCAGAAGCAAGAUGCCCCAGUGGCCAUGAUGACAAGUGACACCACCAGGGCUUCCUCCACAGAAGCAAAGGAGGAGCACAUCAUUCCACCGCAGCCCACUGCAGCCUUUUCCAGUGCUGGCCCUCCACCCAGAGCUGAGCUGACACUACCAUCUGUGGAUAAGUCUAAGCCCCCUAGAGUUGGUCUCAGAGGCUGGUCUCGCCUUAAGAAGCACUUGAUAGUGGAACCAGAGGAACCCAAGUUCCCCGAACCUGAGCCAGCCAUGCCUAAACAGGAGGAAGGAGGAAAAAAGAAGUCAGACCUCUCUCAAGGGAGCACCAGCGACAGGCUCGCUAAACCAAGGGCCACCAGGAUGUGGGAUGCCAUAUUAUAUCAGAUGACGACAAGCAAGAUGAGAAAGCAGCAGGACGAAGACAAAGGGGUGAGGAAGAUGGAGGGAUUUCCAUUCCGGUGCCGCUUGCCUCUUCUUCUUCACAAACCACGCUUUGAUGCCCGGAAGUUGAAGGAGCUGGCUUCCAAACCAAUGACAAGGAUCACCACCGUGUUCGAGCUGAGCCUGCUCCACCGCAAGCCACCCGAGGAAGACCCCAAAAACUUCAACAGGACUGCAUCAGGGUGGCAGGUAAACUGA